CCGGCUGUCAAUCACCGGCAGGCUGAGCUCCACGAGGCGGAGCGGCAGUGACCGCGGCGGCGGCGGCGGCAGCGAUGGGACCCCAGCGAGAGAUCUGCGGCUAAGCUAGCUGCACUUGCUCGACGGGUCAGGGGAUCGGAGGGGGCAGAGAUUUUUUCUUAAAUAAGAUUUAAGAAUGUCCCAUUAAAAAGAAAGGUCAAAGAGUAAACAAGAAGAAGAGGAGGAGGAGGAUUUCAAAGCUGGGAAAGAUGAGUUCUUGCGGUAACGUCUGUGGGUCCAGACAGGCACAGCCUGCAGCCGAGGGCGGGCACCAGCGCUACGGAGUCCGGUCCUACCUACACCAGUUUUAUGAGGACUGUACUGCCUCCAUCUGGGAGUAUGAGGAUGAUUUCCAGAUCCAGAGAUCACCUAACAGGUGGAGCUCAGUAUUCUGGAAGGUCGGACUCAUCUCAGGCACAGUCUUCGUGAUUCUUGGAUUGACUGUUCUGGCAGUGGGCUUUCUUGUGCCCCCGAAAAUUGAAGCAUUUGGCGAAGCUGAUUUUGUGGUGGUUGACACCCAUGCCAUCCAGUUUAAUGGUGCCCUUGACAUGUACAAGCUAGCAGGAGCCGUUCUCUUCUGCAUCGGGGGCACAGCCAUGGCAGGGUGCCUGCUGAUGUCCGUGUUUGCAAAAAGCUACUCCAAAGAAGAAAAAUUCCUUCAGCAGAAGUUUAAAGAGCGGAUUGCAGACAUCAAGGCCCACAUCCAGCCUAUUACUAAAGCUCCAGGCCCAGGGGAAACAAAGAUUCCAGUCACCUUGUCCAGGGUUCAAAAUGUCCAGCCUCUUUCAGCAACCUGAAGGGUUUCCCACCCCAGUUCUCCCUGUCUGAUUUACACACAUGGUUGAAUGGAGCAGGCCAGUUUUUGAGAUGACGAGGAUUUGGCGUGGCCCGCCCCAGGGCCGUGUUCCGCUAUGGGCAGCUAAGGGGCGAGCUCACACUCGCUCAGUUCAGGUGGCUCUGUUGAAAGGCUGAUGCCGUGUGCCAACCGGCCACACACAUCCAGCUGCUUACAGGGGUGUCUCUGCGUGCCCAGCAGGAGCCUUCCGCAACACCUCUUUCAUGUCUUGUGACUUUGUGUUAUUUUCCGUGUUAUUUGGGAGUGCUGAACAGUUUAGACCAGCCCACCCAUGAGUAACGUGGACCAUUUUAUUUUCUAAUAUUGGUUUUUCUACUCUAUCCUGCGUGGUGCUGUCUUUCAUUCCUGUCUCAUGAUGUGUGAGACAUUGUCAUGUGUGUUCACAGAAACAUGGAAUUCUCUGACUUUGACCCAAAUCUCAGUCUUUGAACUAUAUCUUAACAUGAGGUUCCUGAGAUUAGAUACAAAGUUAUCAGCAUUCUCCACAAAUCGCUGUUUUCUCCAGAUUUUCUUUUUAAAGCUAAAAUUGCCAACUUUAGAAUCUUGGCAAAGAAAUUAAUAUUAGGAGUCUCUAUUUACACAGUGUCCAAAACAUUGCGUUAGAAACUAGGAAUUUUGAGUUCCUUCUAACAACUAGCUGAAUGAUGUCAGGGCAAUCCUGGGCCUCACUUUCACCAUCAGUAUAAUGAGAGUUCUGGACUGCAGUAUCUGAGGACCCUCCCUGUUCAAACAUCUGAGAUUCCUUUUUGCCACGUGUCAUCAAGUAUCUCCCCCAUGGGUGUUUAAUGAUACUUUUGUGGCUCUCAUCACCUCUGAAAUCUGUGGCUCUGAUUUCAGAAUUAGACUCCUGGAAAGUCACCAAGUCAGCAGGCUUCUUCAUACUACCUACGGUUAAAUAUCCAACCCCAGCAGUUUAUAUAAGGCCGUCAUAUUUUUUAUAAAGACAAAAGUAAGCCAUCUUCAAAUAAGAAAUCCCUGGGCAGAUAUUAACCUUAAAAAGGGUUUUCAUUGUCAAAUAAGAUGUUUUAUUCCCCAGCAAGAUGUUCAUCUCAUCCCUUGCACCUUUAUUUAAUCUGUGGAUUUAAAUUAGACUGAGGAAAAUGAAAAAUGUGACCUUGGUAUUCUCUCAGAAUUGUGCCACUUUAGAGUUCUGUCUUUUUUUUUUUUUUUUUCUUCCUACUGGAUAAAUAAAAUAUGUGAACGAGCAGAACCUGAAUUGCAUUGUCAUUCCUUCAGUGUGGUUAUUUUCUCUUCAACAUGUA
Messenger RNA from Nycticebus coucang (slow loris), 2157 nucleotides. It is a transcript of the gene NRSN1, whose product is annotated as neurensin 1. NCBI's taxonomy places the organism in Eukaryota, Metazoa, Chordata, Mammalia, Primates, Lorisidae. Gene Ontology annotation, cellular component: neuronal cell body; neuron projection; transport vesicle. The coding region runs from base 249 to 836 and encodes 195 amino acids. The transcript has 4 exons. Gene Ontology annotation, biological process: nervous system development. The record is from RefSeq and is a predicted model, not a curated record.